ACACGAUUCUCUCGCCUGCCCGUACCGUGAGACAAUACUAUACAAUGGCAGACGUUGCUCCAGCUCCAGCAAAGGCUCUCAAAAAGAAGGCACCCAGGCCUAAGAAGACAGGGCCGAGUGUGGGCGAGCUCAUCGUUAAAGCCAUUUCGGCUUCCAAGGAGAGGAAGGGAGUUUCUCUUGCUGCUCUGAAGAAGGCUUUGGCGGCUGGUGGAUACGAUGUGGAAAAGAAUAACGCUCGGGUCAAGGUGGCAAUUAAGAGCCUGGUAACCAAGGAGACGCUGGUCCAGAUCAAAGGUACUGGUGCGUCCGGUUCCUUCAAGCUGAACAAGAAACAGGCAGAGGCGGAGAAAAAGCCAGCUAAGAAACCUGCGGCCAAGGCCAAGAAGCCAGCAGCACAGAAGCCCAAGAAGGCAGUAGCUAAGAAGCCAGCGGCCGCAAAGAAGUCUCCGAAGAAAGCCAAGAAACCCGUUGCGCCCAAGAAGGCUACAAAGAGCCCCAAGAAGGCCACAAAGAGCCCCAAGAAGGCCACAAAGAGCCCCAAGAAGGCCACAAAGCCCGCCGCGCCUAAGAAAGCUGCGAAGAGCCCCAAGAAAGCCAAGGCGGCCAAGCCUAAGGUGGCCAAGCCUAAAGCGGCCAAACCCAAGAAAGCUGCACCUAAGAAGAAAUAAGUGUUGUGUGUCUUGCG
Clupea harengus (Atlantic herring) is the source of this 685-nucleotide messenger RNA. RefSeq names its product histone H1-like. The transcript has a single exon. The record is from RefSeq and is a predicted model, not a curated record. Bases 45 to 668 code for a protein of 207 amino acids. Lineage: Eukaryota; Metazoa; Chordata; Actinopteri; Clupeiformes; Clupeidae.